This is a messenger RNA of Carassius carassius (crucian carp), 3374 nucleotides long. RefSeq names its product GDH/6PGL endoplasmic bifunctional protein-like. Gene Ontology annotation, molecular function: NADP binding; glucose-6-phosphate dehydrogenase activity; 6-phosphogluconolactonase activity. The coding region runs from base 135 to 2510 and encodes 791 amino acids. Gene Ontology annotation, biological process: pentose-phosphate shunt; glucose metabolic process; pentose-phosphate shunt, oxidative branch. The transcript has 5 exons. The record is from RefSeq and is a predicted model, not a curated record. Lineage: Eukaryota; Metazoa; Chordata; Actinopteri; Cypriniformes; Cyprinidae. Gene Ontology annotation, cellular component: endoplasmic reticulum.
UAACCACCGGCACAACCACGUGACCAUCUUCUACUGGAAACGCUUGUUUGUAAUGUCACAAUCCGGCAGUUCACUCUGCUCGAGCUGACACGACACUGUCCAGAGGUGAAUCAGGGAGGGCAUUUGAUAUUACAAUGCUGUGGAUGAGAUGGGAGCUGCUGCUAAUGGCCAGCAUAUGCUGGCAGAGGGGCCACACAGAUAAUCAUGAGGCUACGAAGAGUCUUGGUCAUGUGACUGUGGUAGUUGUGGGUGGAACAGGUGACUUGGCCAGGAAGUACCUGUGGCAAGGCUUUUUCCAGCUCUAUGCUGACCAGGUAGGCAAAGGACACACCUUCUCAUUUUACGGUGGGGCCCUUACACCGCCCGAGAAGGGGACGCCACUGCUGUUUGGGAUCUUGAAGGAGCUGGCUUGCCCUCCGGAGCUCUCUGUGGAGCGUUGUGCUUUGGUCAAAGACCAGUUCGUGCAUCUGUCCAAGUAUCACCAGCUGAAGACUACUGAGGACUACGAGAAACUCAACCAGCAGAUCAAACAGCAGCUAGGACAGGAGGGUAUGGUCGAAGCAGGGAGGCUUUUCUACCUGUCUGUUCCAGCUUUUGCAUAUGCAGACAUUGCAGAGAAGAUCAACAACACCUGCCGUCCCCCAUCUGACGCAUGGCUCAGGGUGGUACUGGAGAAGCCAUUUGGUCAUGACUUUUAUAGUGCUCAGGCCCUUGACAAAAAAUUGUCAGGCCAGCUGAAAGAAGAGGAGAUGUACAGGAUUGACCACUAUUUAGGGAAGCAGGUUGUCUCUAAAAUUCUGCCAUUUAGGAAAGAGAAUAAGAAACUUCUAGACCCUAUCUGGAACAAGCAUCAUAUUGAAAGAAUAGAAAUUGUAUUGAAGGAAACCCUGGAUGCCAAAGGGCGGAUUCAAUUCUAUGAUCAAUAUGGCGUCAUCAGAGAUGUGAUCCAGAACCACCUCACAGAGGUCAUGACCCUUAUGUUGAUGAACCUUCCUGCAAACCUAUCCAACAGCAAGGAGAUACUACAAAACAAGCUUCAUUUCUUGGCUUCCCUUCAACACAUAGAUCACAGUAAUGCCGUAGUAGGUCAGUACCAAGCUUACAAUGGAGAGGUUCAGGAAGAGCUAAAUAAAACAAAGGACUACUUCAGCUUGACCCCCACAUUUGCUGGUGUGGUCGUUCAUGUCGACAAUGCACAAUACGAGGGUAUCCCCAUAUUUAUGACCUCAGGCAAAGCACUUGAUGAACGGGUUUCUUAUGCACGUGUACUUUUCAAAAGCAAUGUAUUUUGUGUCCAGGAUCCCGACAAUGUUCGGUGCAAAUCCAAACAGAUCAUAUUUUAUAUGGGUCAUGGUACCCUUCAGUACCCUGCGAUUCUUUUGAGCAAGAACCUGUUCAAGCCCGAACUGGUGAGCAGCGGUGACUGGAAAGAGGUCACCGAAUACAAAGACGUGAAUGUGCUGGGUUUACCACUCAGUGACUAUUAUAUUCAGUCACCGGUUACACCCAGAGAGGCUUAUUGUGAGCUGAUCUCACACGUCUUCUUUGGACGCAAGGAUAGCUUUAUUAGUGCCGAAGGACUCCUUGCUUCCUGGGAGUUUUGGACUCCCCUCCUUGAAGGCCUGAGUCGGGUCUUUCCACGUGUGUAUCCAGGUGGCGCAGCCAAUGGUAACCUACUGAACUUUCAGCUGCAGGGCCAUCAGGUCGCCUUUAGCCAUGAAGCUGUGGUCAACGUCAUCAACACUGGUGCUGAGGACAACUUCCAAGUGAUGCAAGGGAAGUACCGUAGCUCUGAAAUGAUAUCUGCCUGGGCACAGGAACUGGUGGAUCGCUUGGCUUCUGAUCUUCUCUUGGCUGCUGAGGAGGCCAUUCGUGAACAAGGUCAGUUUCACCUGGCAUUGUCUGGUGGCUCCAGCCCGGUGGCACUGCUCCGUGCACUGGCCCUGAACCUCUACACCUUUCCGUGGCGCAACACUCACAUAUGGCAAGUGGACGAGCGCUGUGUGCCACAUACAGAAUCAGGCUCCAACUUCCGGUUUAUUCACGAUCUCCUGCUUCAGCAUAUCCGCAUACCCUACUUUAACAUCCACCCCAUGCCUGUGCAUCUGACCCAACGGUUAUGUGUGGAAGAGGAUGGCGGUCCAGCAUUUUAUGAGAAGGAAAUCAAGAAACAUGUUAAUGGCUCCAGCUUUCACUACAUCCUGCUUGGCGUAGGCCAGGAUGGCCACACUGCCUCACUAUUCCAGGACACCAGUUUUGAAAACGACGAGGAACAUUUGGUAAUUCUGACAGAAAGCCCCAUUAAACCUCACCAGAGAAUGAGUCUUACAUUCACAGCCAUCAAUAGGGCUCGAAGGGUAGGUGUUUUAAUUAUGGGCAAGAGCAAGCAUGAACUUGUCAGUCAACUUAGCCGAAUUAAGGGUGAAUCAUCCAAGUAUCCCAUCACCAAAGUACAGCCGAAGAGCGGUAGUCUUAUGUGGUACAUUGACUAUGAUGCAUUGCUAGGAUAAAUGUCCUAAAGACCAGCACAAAUCCGUCAGUGAAGCCACCCACCAGGGCUUAUACUGUAGCUCAAAUUGAAUGCUGUAUUGGGAAUGAUUGAGGAGUAUAAAUUGAAGUUUAAUGUUCACACCAAUUGAGGUGUGAUGUGUGUUAAUUUAGUUAAUUUAAUGCUGUGAUAAGGACUUUGCAAUUUGAUUGUGUUAUGGAAUGAUUGCAUUAUAAAUGACUUAAAAUCUCAGGAACUCUCUCAGUUUACAAUAACUUUUUUCCAAGUAAUCAAUCUUAUAAUAUUGCUGGAAUCAUUAUUUUACAAGAUCCAACAGUUUAGAAAGCAAUUAUGAAGAUAUGAACAAUUUAAUUCUUUAUUAAGCACUUUUUCUUUUUACUUUUUUGUGACCAAGCAGAUAAAAUCAGAUAUAACGUGUAUCUGAAUGUUCUGUAAUUUGACUUUUUUAUUUUUUUACAUAGCUACAAUUACUCAUCAGACAGUAUCAUAUCCAGUGUUUUUAGGACGGAACAAGUAUUCAUGUACUGUUUCAAAUUUAGACGGAUUUCAGUUUCUAUUGUUGGCCUUAGUUGAUAAAACCAUUCCAAUACUACAUUGUUGACAAUGUAUUAGUGUCAAAGAUUGUUUUCAUACCUCAGAAAACAAAGGUUCAUUAUGUGUAGAGCAGUUGAAAAGGCACAACACCUUACAAUGGUUUUAUAUCUAAAGGUGAAUACCUUAGUAAAGCCUCUUUAAACAGUGUUUUUUUGUUUUUUCUAAGAAGGGCAUGUUAGUCAGCAUUGCAUGCUUAAUGAAACAAGGCAGGAGUUGUUUAUAGAAAGCUGGACAGCAUUGUCUGAUUUAUAACCACCGAUUUAACAUUUUA